Priceomyces carsonii is the source of this 723-nucleotide messenger RNA. RefSeq lists its product as uncharacterized. NCBI's taxonomy places the organism in Eukaryota, Fungi, Ascomycota, Pichiomycetes, Serinales, Debaryomycetaceae. The coding region runs from base 1 to 723 and encodes 240 amino acids. The transcript has a single exon. Gene Ontology annotation, cellular component: cytoplasm. The record is from RefSeq and is a predicted model, not a curated record. Gene Ontology annotation, biological process: GCN2-mediated signaling; regulation of translational initiation. Gene Ontology annotation, molecular function: protein binding.
AUGACCAAAGAAGAACUACAAGAUGAAAUGGAUGCAAUCGAUGCUAUUUUUCCAGACUCCACUAAAUAUCUAUCACCGCAAAUUUAUGAACUUGUUUUGCCAGAUCAUGACUUAUUGAAAUUUAUGAUCAAUUUCCCGGUAGAUUAUCCCAACAUUACUCCUGAAAUCUUGGAAGUGACGACAGAUGACCACAAGAAUUAUAGCGAUACAAACUACAUUGAACAGAGAGCAAAUCUGGUGUUGCAACAUAUUUUUAGAAAAGGAGAAGUAUGUUUAUUUGAUUUUAUUUCAGAAAUGGGCCCUCUAAUGGAAAAGCAUCAUGCACACCCACAAGACCAAGACACGAAGACUACACAAGAUGAAACGGAACUAGAGACACGAUCAACUUCUGAAUACUCCAAGGAUCUGGGAAGGUCGUCCAAUGAUUCGAAAAAUUCAGUAGUAGUUGAUCCAUUGAAAGGGUGGUUCGUUUCAGAUGCGAUAACAGAUAGAGGCUCAACCUUCAUUGCAUUUUGCAGAGAGGUCAAUUCAGUUGAGGAUGCGAAACAUUUUCUAGAUACGUUAGUGAUAGAUCGAAAGAUAUCGAAGGCCUCGCAUAAUAUCAGCUCGUGGAGAAUACGAAAGGAGUCUGGUAUCCAAUAUCAAGAUUUUGAUGAUGAUGGAGAGACCGCGGCAGGUUCACGAUUGUUACACUUGUUGACAGUAAGUACUUUCAAAACAUGA